AUGGUCCUAGGUGGCGAUCUCGAGGAAGCUCUUUCGGUAUUUGGAGAAUUACGAAAGGGCCCCAAAGCCGAAUACUAUUUUAAAUGGUCUGUUCUCAGCUUCGGUUGCUGUUUAGCAAUCCAUCACGUCAUCAGCCCUUGGAUAUUCACACGAUAUAAUAAGUUGUAUCGAAAUCUUCCUCGGCCCCAUAAGAUGGAAUGGGAUUCACGUGUAGUAUCGUCAAUACACGCGACUAUUGUUAGCAUUCUGUGUGUUACAGCGCUAGUUACCAAUGCUGAUCUGUGGUAUAAUCCAGCUAUAAGUGUAGCUCAUUCUGGUCUUAUGGCACUAUCGAUUUCCAUUGGUUACUUUUUAUGUGAUGCUAUUUCUAUGCCAUUCUAUUGGCGAAAUAACCAGUUAAUCAUAUUUCUUCUGCAUCAUGCGGCCGCAUGUUUAGCAUUUUUCUAUGUUGUGCGAUAUCGAACCUGCGUAUUUUUUGGUGUUUAUCGACUUACAACCGAGCUAUCUACACCUUUCGUCAACCAAAGGUGGUUCUAUCGUACUAUUGGUUACAAACCUGAUCGCCGAAGAGUCGCAUGUGUAACUUUAAUAUUUGCGAUUUUUUUUAUCAUAACACGUAAUCUAAUGAUUCUACCAUUUUGGUUUAUAGCCUAUAUAUCUUACGGAUCUGAUGUUCACAAAAUUUGUGCUAGAUCUUUUCCACUUAUUGUUCCUAUUUUCAUAUGUAGUUGCGGAUUACUUGAUUGUUUAAAUAUCCAUUGGGCUUUUCGUACUUGUCGUCUUGGCUAUAAAGCUGCUAAACUAUUAUGGACUGCAGAUUGGCAAAGUGAUAUUUGUAAAGCUCGAGCACAUUUACACAAACGUUUACGUAAUCUCCAACAACGUGUUGCCUUUAAAGCUAGAAAUGAUACGAGUUUAAAACCAACAUUGAUAGAAAACCAUCAUAGUAAUACUUCAUUGAGUGAACAAAUCAGCAGUGGACUAUCUUCAUCGAAUUAUUCUACUUCCGAUAGUGAACUGGAGUCAGUUUAUUCAGAUUUAGAUUUUAAAGUAACUCCUGAAAAUGA
Messenger RNA from Schistosoma mattheei, 1067 nucleotides. The record is from the annotation of a GenBank genome assembly. Lineage: Eukaryota; Metazoa; Platyhelminthes; Trematoda; Strigeidida; Schistosomatidae.